CAGAGACAGAGAGCAAGAAUGGUGGGUGGAGGAUUUGUAGAAGGCGGGCAGCUGAGAAGGGCGCAUCUUUACGAGUACAGGAUCACUGGGUAUUUCGUAUUUGCCUGCAUUAUUGCGGCCCAUGGUGGAUCGCUUUUUGGGUACGAUCUGGGCGUUUCGGAUGAGGCCAACACCAGUGCCGUGUUGUACGGCAUCCGCCAGAGAGAAAUGGUGGAAAGCUGUCGGUGGUGGACGGUGAGGUCAAGCCCCAAGCGCCCAGACUAUCCGGUAGCCUGGAUGAUUCCCGGCUGAAACUGAGGCAGGAGCUGGCGAAGUUGGGGGAUGAUCCGGGUUACGAGGACAUGCCUGUGGAGGAAUUUGCAGCGGCAUAUCUUAGAGGGGUUUUGGAUGGCAAGAGGGGGAAGGGGUGGGAAAGAAUGCCAAGGAGG
This is a messenger RNA of Eucalyptus grandis, 428 nucleotides long. RefSeq names its product sugar transport protein 14-like. Bases 19 to 291 code for a protein of 90 amino acids. The transcript is spliced from 2 exons. The record is from RefSeq and is a predicted model, not a curated record. Lineage: Eukaryota; Viridiplantae; Streptophyta; Magnoliopsida; Myrtales; Myrtaceae.